Molecule: messenger RNA, 930 nt
Organism: Caenorhabditis briggsae
Lineage: Eukaryota; Metazoa; Nematoda; Chromadorea; Rhabditida; Rhabditidae
Exons: 3
Coding region: 1-930 (309 amino acids)
Cellular component (GO): cytosol
Molecular function (GO): aldose reductase (NADPH) activity
Source: RefSeq, a predicted model, not a curated record
AUGACAGUAGGAUUUGUGCCUCUGAACACUGGAGCCCAGCUUCCACUAUUUGGCCUGGGAACCUGGCAAGUCAAAGAUGAGACCGAGUUGACUGUGGCUCUUCGAGCCGCUCUUGAUGCUGGAUACAGACUUAUCGACACCGCGCAUCUUUACCAAAAUGAGCACAUCAUUGGAAACGUCCUCCAUGAGUACAUCUCGUCUGGAAAAAUCAAGCGUGAAGAGCUUUUCAUCACCUCGAAACUCCCAUUCGUUGCACAUGCUCCAGAAGACGUGGCCGACUGUGUGGACAGCCAAUUGAAGGCGUUGCAAUUGGACUAUAUUGAUCUGUACCUCAUCCAUUGCCCAUGCCCAUUCAAGCACCAAGACGGUAGUUUGUUGCCGCUUUUGCAAGAUGGAAAGUUGGUUUUCGAUGAUGUGACCUCCCAUAUGGACACCUGGAAGGAGCUCGAGAAGCUUUACAAUGCAAAGAAGCUCAGAGCUCUCGGAGUAUCAAACUUCAGUGCGAAACAACUCCAAGAACUCUACGACCAGGCAACAGUGAAGCCCUCAAACAUCCAAGUCGAGUGCCACAUCUACUGGCCCCAAGAAUCCCUGCGUGCUCUGUGCAAAAAACUCGGCGUAACGUUUACUGCGUACGCGCCACUUGGCUCUCCAGGCAGAAAAGCUGCUCGUCCGGACGGUGUGUGGCCAGAGGGUGACCCACUUCUGGAGCCUGUCGUCCAACAACUGGCAGCCAAGUAUCACAAAACUGCUGCGCAAAUUCUGAUUCGCCACCUGACUCAGCAUGGUAUCUCCGCUAUUCCGAAGAGCAUCAGUCCGGAUAGAAUUGUGGAGAACAUUUCGACUUUUGACUUCCAUUUGAGCGAUGAGGAUAUGCAUGCAUUGGAUACCGUACCCACUAGAACCAGGCUUUUCCUCUUCGAUUUGUGA